Acytostelium subglobosum LB1 is the source of this 1497-nucleotide messenger RNA. RefSeq lists its product as hypothetical. NCBI's taxonomy places the organism in Eukaryota, Evosea, Eumycetozoa, Acytosteliales, Acytosteliaceae. The transcript is spliced from 2 exons. Bases 1 to 1497 code for a protein of 498 amino acids. The record is from RefSeq and is a predicted model, not a curated record.
AUGCGAUUGUUACUUUCCUUGUUUAUACUGUCAGCCAUCGUGGUGGCGACACGUGGUGAUGAAUGUGCAUCACUUGGUAGGGAUGCCUGUCAGAGCAAUUUGAACUGUCAAUAUUUAAGUUUCCUGUCGUGUUGUGGCGACUCGCAGCAGUUCUGUGUGUCCAACCAGAACUGUGCACAGCAGAUAAGCUGUGGAAAGGAUGCCGGUGGAAAGAUCUGGGAGUUCUGGACAUCGUGCAAGCCACUUGGUUUCACCGAUUACCGUAUUCCAAACGACACCUGUGAAUCUUUGAGAUGUGAGGCCCAAGGCAGAACCUGUGAGUGGGCCCCAUCCGAGCCAUGCUACGGUACCUCCUGUUGCCCAAGAGUUGCCAGAUGUUCUGGAUCCUCAUCAUCAUCCUCAUCGACCUCCGGUGGAAUCGACCUCUGCAACGGAUACCAAUGCCCAGGCGGUAUGCACUGCAUCGUUGACAACAACCAGGCCAAGUGCAUCUACACCUCGUCCGGUUCUAGCUCAUCUUCCUCAUCCUCAUCUGGCUCGUCGACCUCGGGUGGUAUCGAUCUCUGCAACGGCGUCGUCUGCCCAGGCGGCACCCACUGCAUCGUCGACAACAACCAGGCCAAGUGCAUCUACACCUCGUCUGGUGCCUCAUCCGGUACCUCUGGCACCUCAUCCGGUUCAUCUGGUACUACCGGCAGCCUCUGCUCCAUCCUCGAGUGCCCAGAGGGAUACGAGUGCGUCGUGAGAAACGGCCGCGCCACCUGCAUCCUCUGCGAGCCACAGCCACCCGUCACCUGUGAGCACCUCAAGUGUGCCAACGGCUUUGAGUGUCUGAUGAUCAACAACGUUGCCACCUGUAUCGCCAAGGAUGUCUGCGCUGGCGUCGUCUGCCAGGCCGGCUUCACCUGCAAGAACCAGGGCGGCAGCGCAUGCUGUGUCAAGCCAACCAACUGCUCGCAGCUCACCUGUGGUGAGGAGUGUCUGAUCAACCCAGACUGCACCCUGUUCACCACCAAGUCCUGCUGUGGCGCCGACCUUAAGGUCUGUGUCAACAAGAGACCAGAGGGCUGUUUCGACCUGCCCGAGGUUCAGUGCGGUGUCUACUCAAGAAACGGAGAGAUCUACGAGAUUGCCAACACCUGUUUCCCACGUGAGGACUUCAUCCAGUACUUCCCAAUCCGUAGCAGAGAGACCUGCCAGACUCUCAACUGUGAGCUCCUCGGCCUCGAGUGUCGCUACGUCAACACCAGCAAGUGCGCCAACGAGCCAUGUUGCCCAACCGUCCCAGGCUGUUUCCCAAGAGCCACCGUCCCCAUCGACCCAGAGUGCCCACCACAGACCUGUGACACCUUGAGGUGUGCCGCUGAUGAGGCCUGCUGCCAACCAUCGCCAAACCUUGAGGCAAGAUGCCUCAAGUUGUGCGACUUUGCCAACUGCGCCCCAGGCACCAAGUGUAUCCUUGUCAACAGCCAGCCACAAUGUAUUGCCGGCAUCUAA